Molecule: messenger RNA, 3658 nt
Organism: Labeo rohita (rohu)
Lineage: Eukaryota; Metazoa; Chordata; Actinopteri; Cypriniformes; Cyprinidae
Gene: lonrf1
Product: LON peptidase N-terminal domain and ring finger 1, like
Exons: 12
Coding region: 112-2382 (756 amino acids)
Molecular function (GO): protein binding
Source: RefSeq, a predicted model, not a curated record
UAGACAAAACGACUGUAUGUUGAGGAGCGCCAGUCACUACGUUCUCCCGUACUGAGAACUAUAAGAAUGCUUUGACAGUUUUUAUUUAUUAUUUCUGUGGCGUAUCUGUGAAUGUCACUCGCAAGCAUGUCAUUGCGAAGACUAGACCAAGAAUAUGCUUUGGAGGAAACGGGAAGGUUUUUUAUAGCACCUGAAACAGAAGUCGACUGGGACGAGGAAGACCAUGUUGAUCACCGUCAACUUGUUUUAUCCAGAGCUGAUGCUUUAGCGUCGGAAAAUCGUCUUAAAGAGGCUGUCGAUAUGUUUUCCAUGGCUCUCCGAUAUGGCCCAGUCCGACCGGACCAGCUGAGCAGUUUAGUCGGAUGCGUUCUGCGCAACUUCAAGAAGAAAUCGGAAGAGUCGCCCGCAAAAAGUGAGCCGAACUGGACGCAGGAUUGUGAAUUCGACUGCCCCGGUUGUCAUAGUUUCAUAGCCGAACCCGUUACGGUGACAUGUGGACAUACGUAUUGUAGGAGAUGUUUACAACAUAGCACUUUCUCUAACUGUAAACUGUGCAGUGAAGAUAUUAGGAGGAGGCCCGAGGAACCCCGACUGAAUGUGAUCUUAUGUGGACUUUUAGAGAAGUGGUUUCCUGAAGACGUGAAGAGAACUAAAUGUAUAGGGGAAGCCGAAAGCCUAUUGAAGAGUAAACAGUACGACAAUGCUAUUGCACUAACGAGUCGCUUAUUAGAAUCUGACUCUAGUAAUGUGUGGGUGCGCGUUUGCCAUGCCGAGGCUCACGGAGGACUGAAGCAGUACCGUCAAGCUUUAGAAACCUGGGAGGCCUGCCUGAUUGCUACCCCGUCCCCAGAGGGAUAUUUCCAGAAAGCAAAAAUUCUUCAAGAGAUGGGUCACGUAGAUGAAUCUCUGCAGGUCUUCCUUCAGUGUUUGGCAUUGAAUGAAAACUUCCAUCAAGCCAAACGAGAGGUGGAAUUGAUCUUGCAUGACCUGUUGGCUCCGGCCUGUAAUAAUGUCAAGGUUGGUUUGAGAGAGACAGCCCACAACACUUCCUCACACUUACGCAGUAAAACCCUGGUGUCCAAGGGCCAGGAUCGAGACCAGCAGACCCAGUUGCUGGCCCAGCACCAAUCAGACACGUGGGCAGCAUCUGUCCACCAGCCUCCUACAACCUCAGAGAAACCAGGUCGGUGUGAAAGUCUGGAGCGCUCUGGCCUGAGCAGAGCUCACUCUCUUCGUGCCCACGGGAUAGGGGGAGCUGUAGAGGAGGGGCUUAAAAGAGUUAGCUCUGCACCGCAGUUGGGUGACCCAGAAAAAGGCGUGCUGCUAAAGAGGAAGCUCUCUGUGUCUGAAGCAGGGCCUGGCGUGGCUUACAGCCACAGUAGUAAAUAUAAAAAGCAAGUAGCGACUGCCAGUGCAGUUACUCCUGUGGUUACCGAGGAAACCAAGUCCCAUCGAACCUUGCCAAAAGACCUGCUGGACCCAAAUGAUUUUGAAUGCUCUCUCUGUAUGAGAUUAUUUUAUCAGCCUGUCACGACACCCUGUGGUCACACGUUCUGCAAAAACUGUCUGGAGCGCUGUCUAGACCACAAUCCCCAGUGCCCUCUCUGCAAAGAAAGCCUGAAAGAGUAUCUUGCCUUCAGAAAGUACACAAUCACACAAGUGCUGGAUAACAUCAUUAAGCAGUAUCUAUCCAAGGAACAUUUGGAGAGACUGAAGCUGCAUACGGAGGAAACAAAAGAGCUUUCAGAUUUAACAAAGAAUGUGCCCAUCUUUGUUUGUACCAUGGCCUACCCCACUGUGCCUUGCCCCCUUCAUGUGUUUGAGCCACGAUACCGUCUCAUGAUCCGACGCUGCAUGGAAACCGGGACACGUCAGUUCGGCAUGUGUAUCAGCGACCCCCAGAAAGGGUUUGUGGACUACGGCUGCAUGCUUCAGAUCCGCAGCGUGCAUUUCCUUCCAGAUGGGCGAUCUGUCGUGGAUACAAUCGGAGGAAAGAGGUUUCGCGUCCUCUCGCGUGGAAUGAGAGACGGAUACUGUAUCGCAAACAUCGAGUAUCUGGAAGAUACGAAAGUCAACGAUGAGGAGGAUCUGGAGAAGCUGCAAGUGUUACAUGAUCAGGUGUACGACCAGGCCCGUAAAUGGUUCCAGAACCUGGAGAACCGCUUCCGGAACCAGAUCCUGCAGCAUUUUGGGCCAAUGCCAGAAAGAGAGGCUGACAUCCAGGCCACACCUAAUGGUCCAGCGUGCUGUUGGUGGCUGCUAGCUGUUCUUCCCGUCGAUCCACGUUACCAGCUAUCUGUGCUUUCCAUGACAACACUAAAAGAGCGACUAGUCAAGAUCCAGCACAUCCUCACCUACCUGCAGAACCUUUCCAGCGACUAGAGCUUCCACACCAACUGUUUCCACCAGCUAAUGUCUGUGUCCUUCUGCUGGCCAACAUGCAAACACUCUAUGGUGCUGACUGAUGAAGAACUAAUGAGAUUUCAAGAAAACUCCACUGAAAGGCCGACACAGAUCAUUCAUGCCGAGAGUUAUAAGAACAAAGCGUUUUUCAUUGUUUCUUAGCAAUCUGUUCAUCACCACCAUCUGACUUUUCUUCGUGCGGAUCCCUGUAGUAUUUAUUGUUAAACAGCCUGUCCGUUCUCGUUUAGGAGAAACAGUCCACUCAAAAUCACACUUCCGUUUGAUGCCCGUAGCCUCCAUACAGUGCUUUGAGGGCAGAUAUAUUGCUGGAGAGCAUUCCAACAUUUUCAACAAGAUCACGCCAUGCUUUGUGUGUGUUUAGACAGGAAGCAUCUGCAAAAAUAAAAUUUUUAAGCUAGAUUUUUGGGCACCAAGACUCUUUCGAAACAAGCAGAAAUAUCGCCUCCGAGCUUUCGCACAAGAAGUCGUCGUUGCACAACAGCUGAGUUGCCUAAGACAGUGAAAACUCUGACGAUGCACUUGUAUUCAUGUUACUUUUGGACGUUAUGAAACUGUUUAGCAUAGGUUUAUUUCCACCGAGAAAUAACUAGGACUUCCAAAUAUCUCGAUAGUUUAGUUUCAGACGUAUCAUUCAUUUGCUGUGGGUUUGCUUUAGUCAAUCGAAACAGCGAAAACAACACGUCACCAUAUUGCAAGCGUCUCUUGUUAGUUACAAGCUGCUCUUUGUCAAAGUCAUUUUUGCGAAUGAUGUUGAAAUAUUGAUUUUAUUUAUGUAAGCUAAGGGAAACUUGCAAUAUUUUGACAGAUGUAGACAAGUGGAAAACAAACUAUCGUUGGCUGCAACCAGCACCAUACUGAAAUGAGACCCAGCAAGCGUUGUGUGUAUUGAGAGUGAUGGAUGCUCGCUCACUAGCUCACUAGCUCACUAGCUCGUACCUGUGUGGUGCUUGUUGUGUGCAGACUAACUUUUGCCUUAUAAUACCUUGUUGAAUUCUGCUCCUAAGGUAUAAUGCAUCUGCUUGGGUUUUUGCAUUCCUGUUGGCGGAGAAAUAAUUCUGUGGUUUAAUUUAAUCAUUCGCCUCUUGGCCAAAAUCCUUUCAGAGUGUAAAGUAUGUCAGAUAAUUGCUUUGUUGUAUGUAAAUCAUUUUGUUUUGAAAAAUAAUUUUUUUUACGGCUCUGCUCAAAUAUUUAAGUUGUCAAUUUUCAAAUAAAAUGCACAUCUUUUUCAUUGUAA